AUGUUUUCUAGGCUGCUUAGGCUUUUUCGGAAAGAGAAUGGUGAUCAAGGAGAGACCACUCCCAGUAAGAAAGAAGCUAGCCUCCUGUCUUGUAAGAAAGGAAGACUGAAAUCAUUCUGGGGAAGGCACAACUCUGCUAGGCAAACAUCAUCCCAGAAUUCCACCAUCAGUAACUGGAAUGAGAUGACGAGAUUGGAAGAACUGAAAUUGAAGAUCAAGAAGAUGAGCUUUGAGGAGGAAGAAAUUAGUCAAAUGCUGAACCUGUACAAUUAUAAUGAUUUGAACUACAGGAUGAACAUUGAAUUCAACAUCAUUAAAAGAAACCACGAAAAGACCAUUAUGAAUAUCCAGAAAAUGACAGAGUCAGUAAUUGAUGCCAUGGAGAAAUACAAGGAGCUCAUUGAAAAAAACUAUUCCUACAGCACCAGGCACUGCCAACUCCUUAGAGAAUGUUCUCAACUGAAAGACAAUGUCAGGAUAUUGCUGCAGACAGAGAACAGAAACCUGCUGGUCGAGCAGAGUGAACCACAAGUGUCCUAUGGAGAAGAUAAGAGUUUCUGUGAGGAGUCCAACAAGAACAUCUAUGUCCUGGGUGCCAAGCAUCAGCAGGUCUAAAAUGCUGCUGCAGAAACUCAAACAUGCCACAGACCAGGACAAGAUCUCACACCAAGAGAACUGUUGUGUGAGGUGCACUGAGUGUAUGCAGCAAAUGCACCACUAUGGCAUCUCAUCCCUAAUCUCCAUGGCAAUCGUGGGCUGCAUUUUCUUCUUUAUCUUGCUUUCCUUGUCGUGAAUAGGCCUUAAUUUCAUCUAGCCACUAGCCCAGCAAGAAUGCACAUUUGGAGGAAGACAAGUGCUGAGGCACAUCAAGAACUGCUGGGCAUCCAGGAAGAGUCUGAGAGUGUACAUUUUUUCUUGUGCUGAUGGGUCAUCAAUAGUAACUGUAUAAAUACCAGUCAACAAACUUGCAGACUUUGAGACAAAAACUGUCACAUGUCUUAUGCUCAAUCUUGGGAGGACAUAUCCUUCAAACACAGACUCCAUAAAAAGGAGACCUGCUUACAUUUCUCUUGAAAAGAUUAUUUCCAUCAGUAACUGCUUUCCUAGUAUGUUGUCAAGGCCAGCCACAGGCUGUAAGUCUGUGCUGCAAAAUAAGCAGCCAAAGAAUGCUGCUUCCCACAGUUCUGGAGUUUAGAUUUUCGUUUGAGUUUUUCUAACUUUGGUUAUUUGGUUAUCCUUAUUUUCAUUUGAAAUUUGUUAUUGAUUUGUUGUUGUUUUGUUCUUGUAAUUGAUUUGAUAUUUUGAUAAGGCUAUAAACUGUACAUGUUUACUGUCCAGUUUCAGUUACUUUUGAGUAAAUUGAAUGUAUUAUUAUGAAUGAAAGAGUGAUCUCUAACUCUUCACUCAUAAGAACCUUCCUUAUUCAGGUGAGGUGUCACCGAGUUGAAAUCCCACAGCUAUCAGACAGAGAUGGAUGUCUAAAUUCUCAUGGGGCUUGGGUUUCUUAAUUAAUUCCUGAUCUAGCCUAUAUGGGUCAGUGAACAGGGUCUAGCAAGAGAGAGAGUAGUGAUGGAGGGGCAAGAGGCAAGAAGAAUGAAGACAAGACAGAAAGUCUGAUCAAGUCCCAUUUACCAAAAGGAUAUUCUGGGUAUUUAUAUGCUUUACCAGGUGGCUUGCAGUCAUGGAUAAGCGGGGGAACAGAGCUGAAGUUGCUGUACCACGUGUGCCUUGCAGCUUGGGACACUAAACAGCAAAACAAGAUAUGUUAGAAAAGCAAGAUGUUUAUCAGAGUGUGCUCAGCUGUUGUAGGCUGUUUGCAAAACAAGUCUCUUGUGUUGGUAUAUUGCUCAGAUGACUGCAAAGAGGGUAGCCACUUUCUGCUAGGAGUCAGCUCCCAAGAACUUCCCAGCCAGACUGAGCUACAAAGGUGUUGGGAUCCCACUCCUAGCAGAAAGCAGCUAUCCUCUUUGCCGCCAUCUUGGGCCAUACAUUUGUAGGUUGAUCCUUGUCCACCCUGAAUAAAGACUUGUUUUUCUAGGCUGAUAUUUUUGCAAGCAGCCCACAACCACUGAGCACACUCUGAGAAUCAUGUUGUUUUUCUCAGACAUAUCCUGGACUUGUUGUUUAGUGUCCCCAUUGGCUAGGCACUAGUGGUUUAGUGUCUCCAGCUGCACUCCCCUGCUUGUGCUUAUAUACCAAUAAUUGUGUUUCAAUAAAAGAGACUUGAUCAG
This is a messenger RNA of Arvicanthis niloticus (Nile rat), 2231 nucleotides long. RefSeq lists its product as uncharacterized. The record is from RefSeq and is a predicted model, not a curated record. NCBI's taxonomy places the organism in Eukaryota, Metazoa, Chordata, Mammalia, Rodentia, Muridae.